AUGCGGCUCAGAUCAAUCGUCAAGAAGCUCGAGACGGAGCAUCCGGAGGGGCUGACCUCGGCCGAGAUGUUCCUCGCGUCGACAGAUCUCCUCCCCGUCGAUGAGUCCCAAAAGACAUGGGACCACUGGAACUUUGUCGCAUUCUGGAUCGCCGACAGUUUCAACCUCAACACCUUUGUCAUUGCCUCUGGCAUGAUAGCAGCCGGUCUGAACUGGUGGCAGGCCCUCAUCUGCGUGAUUGUCGGGUACUGCCUCGUUGGCCCUUUACUCGUACUCAACGCCCGACCUGGAGCCAUGUUUGGGAUCACCUUCCCCGCUGUUUGCCGAACCACUUUCGGCGUCUUUGGCUCGCUCUGGCCAGUCUUUAACCGCGCCGGGAUGGCUUGCGUCUGGUGGGGUGUCCAAGCAUGGCUGGGCGGGGAGUGUGUCUACGUUCUCAUCCGUGCCAUCUUCCCUUCCUUCGUGAACAUGACCAAUCUCAUGCCCGCUUCAUCCGAAACCACCUCGGCCUACGUCCUCUCCUUCUUCAUCUACUGGCUCCUCUCCCUCCCUACCAUCUGGGUUCCCAUCCACAAGCUCCGAUGGCUCUUCAUGGGCAAGGCAGUCAUCGGCCCCAUCAUUGGCUUCGCGCUCUUCGGGUGGUCCAUCACCCGCGCGGGCGGUAUUGGGCCUGUCUUCUCCCAGCCCGCCAAGCUUUCGGGAUCGGACCUGCACUGGCAGAUGCUCAUCAGCAUCUCUAGCUGCUUCAACAACAUGUUCACGCUUAUCACCAACGCCCCCGACUUUGCUUCGCGCGCCAAGAAGCCCAGCGCCGCCGUCUGGCCUCAGCUCAUCGCCAUGCCUAUCGGAUUCAGUAUCACUUCUUUCCUGGGCAUCGUCAUUGCCUCGGCCUCGCAGCCGCAGUUCGGCGAGCAGGUCUGGGACGUCGUCAAGAUCAUGGAUAUGAUGCUCGACCGAGACGGCUCAAGCGCCACCCGUGCCGGCCUCGUCUUCAUCUCUGCGGGCUUCAUCUACGUUCAGCUCAUGCUCAACGUCGCUGCCAACUCGAUCUCGGCGGGGUGUGACCUUACCGCGCUCAUGCCUCGGUUCAUCAACAUCCGUCGAGGCGGUUACAUUGCAGCUAUCAUCGGUCUCGCCAUGAACCCAUGGCUUCUGUACAAGUCGUCCGCCACAUUCGGCAACUACCUCGGCGCAUACGGUGUCCUCCUCUCCUGCAUCGCUGGACCCAUGAUCGCCGACUACUGGAUCGUCCGCCGAGGCCACUACAGGAUCAACGACCUGUACACGCUCGAUCAGGAGGGAUGGUAUUGGUACACUGCGGGUAUCAACUGGAGGGCGUUUGCCGCUUACCUCUGUGGGUUCGCUAUCAACGCCCCUGGUUUCAUCAACACCCUCUCAUCAGCUGUUUCCGUCAACAUUGGCAUGUCGCGAGUGUAUACUCUGUCCUGGAUGACCGGAACUGGAAUCUCUGCCCUCGUCUACGUCAUCCUCUGCUUCAUCUCCCCUCCGCCAGGCAUGAACCGCCGCUUUGUCGAGAUCGACGAGUCCAAGGGCGAGGCGCGGUUCGGGCAUAUCGCCGAGACGGGUAGCCAGGAGAAUUAUGGGGAGGAAGGGAAGGAUAUGGCUGCGUUUGAAGGGGAGGGCAAGGGGAAGUUGGCAUCCCAGGUUACGGUGUUGCCUGCUUAA
This is a messenger RNA of Dioszegia hungarica, 1686 nucleotides long. RefSeq names its product putative uracil permease. Gene Ontology annotation, cellular component: plasma membrane. Gene Ontology annotation, molecular function: nucleobase transmembrane transporter activity. The record is from RefSeq and is a predicted model, not a curated record. Lineage: Eukaryota; Fungi; Basidiomycota; Tremellomycetes; Tremellales; Bulleribasidiaceae. The transcript has 10 exons. The coding region runs from base 1 to 1686 and encodes 561 amino acids. Gene Ontology annotation, biological process: transmembrane transport; nucleobase transport.